Messenger RNA from Peniophora sp. CBMAI 1063, 1365 nucleotides. The record is from the annotation of a GenBank genome assembly. NCBI's taxonomy places the organism in Eukaryota, Fungi, Basidiomycota, Agaricomycetes, Russulales, Peniophoraceae.
AUGGGCACGCGAUUGCAGCCGCCGCCGCGACGCACGGACUUCUCUUCGUACCACCAUCACCACCCUCUCCUACAUCACGGUGUCAUGGAUGAAGGGGCAAACUCUGCACUCAUCGUCGAGACUCUGGUGUCCAUCAUCUCCCGGUCUGUCAUCCGGUCCGAGGACGGGACGACGCGAGUUGUGGCGGUCAAGUCAUCCUCGGUGAAGCCACGAUUCACCAAGGAGCCGCACGACAUCGCCAAGGAACUUCGUCUGCUUUCCAUGAUCUCGCAUCCUUGUAUCAUUGAGGUAUUGGGACACCAGCUCGACAAGACGACCUCAGCUCUGGCGUUCUGGAUGCCUUAUAUUUCACUCACCCUUGCCACGCUUCUACGCAACCCUCUCUUCUCUCCGCGCCCGCAUCAGUCGUUAGGAGAGGCAGCUCGUACAGCUGCUGCCGCAGCUUUCCAGCAUGUGGCCCGUUCCCUAGUGUUUCAGCUGCUAUCCGCGAUUGCAUAUCUGCACGAGCCGUCUCGAAAGACUGCACAUCGUGAUCUAAAGCCAACCAACGUGCUCAUAGACGCAACUGGAAAUCUGAAGCUCAUCGACUUUGGUAUCGCGUAUCGUGAGCUUGAGGAUGAAAGUCAGAGGGCACGUGACGUAUGGCCUGAGUCGAAGACGCAGAUGUACUUCGAGGUCGGCAGUGGACCAUACAGAGCGCCAGAACUAUUAUUCGGACCCCGGCAAUAUGACGCGAUCGCGACCGAUCUCUGGAGCGUCGGCGCUGUCAUUGCCGAGUUCUUCACUACUCUGCAUCGCCGCAGUGAGAGCGAGGACGACUUCGAUGACGUCGACGAGGACGAGCUAGAAGAUGACCCCACGAAGGCUUACAUCCUGGACCCGCCGAGGCCAUAUAGCCAACCGGAAUGGGAGCGAUACACUCUCUUCAACGGAUCCAGAGGCGAUAUCGGUCUCGCGUGGAGUAUCUUCAAGACGCGAGGGACGCCGACAAAAGAGACUUGGCCGACAUUCACAGAACUGCCGGACGCUACCAAGGUCAACUUCAUCGAGGCGCCGGUCAUUGAUCUGAAGACACUGUUACCCCAUGCACCCGAAGACUUGCCUGUAGCGCAAGAGAGUGCAGUCUCGCACUUCCCAGGCGCACAGCCCGCAGCACAGGCGUCCGAUCUUGUACAUCGAUUCCUCGUCUAUCCUCAAGCACAGCGUCUGUCCGCAGAGAAGGCGCUGAAGCAUCCGUGGCUUGUUGCUUCACCCUUGCUGCUGCCUCCCGGCUUACAUGACAUGUCCGGUGUCAACACAGCACACGAGGUCGACGGGAUGAAGCUGGCAGGCCACUUGCAGGUGUUUCUGGGCACAAGGAUAUGA